Messenger RNA from Fundulus heteroclitus (mummichog), 3060 nucleotides. RefSeq names its product ATPase Na+/K+ transporting subunit alpha 2a (gene atp1a2a). Gene Ontology annotation, molecular function: ATP hydrolysis activity; ATP binding; P-type sodium:potassium-exchanging transporter activity. Lineage: Eukaryota; Metazoa; Chordata; Actinopteri; Cyprinodontiformes; Fundulidae. The record is from RefSeq and is marked provisional. Gene Ontology annotation, biological process: intracellular sodium ion homeostasis; potassium ion import across plasma membrane; intracellular potassium ion homeostasis. Gene Ontology annotation, cellular component: membrane.
UGGGGUGCUGGAGCGGGGGGAAGAAGAAGAAGAAGGAAAGGGACUUGGAUGAGCUGAAGAAGGAGGUGGCCUUGGAUGACCAUAAAAUAACUUUGGAUGAAUUGGGAAAACGCUACGGAGUGGACCUGACACGGGGCCUGACCAAUGCCAGGGCUGCAGAGAUUCUGGCAAGGGACGGUCCGAACGCGCUGACCCCUCCUCCCACAACCCCGGAGUGGAUCAAGUUCUGCCGUCAGCUGUUUGGUGGCUUCUCCAUCCUGCUGUGGAUCGGCGCUGUCCUCUGCUUCCUGGCCUACAGCAUCCAGGCGGGCCUGGAGGACGAGCCGGCCAAUGACAACCUCUACCUGGGCGUGGUGCUGGCUGCCGUCGUCAUCGUCACGGGCUGCUUCUCCUACUUCCAGGAGGCCAAGAGCUCUCGAAUCAUGGACUCCUUCAAGAAAAUGGUGCCACAGCAAGCGAUGGUUAUUCGCGAGGGGGAGAAGAUGCAGAUCAACGCAGAGCUGGUGGUCUUAGGAGACCUGGUGGAGGUGAAAGGUGGAGACCGGGUUCCCGCUGACCUUCGGGUGACCUCUUCCAGCGGAUGCAAGGUGGACAACUCGUCUCUGACGGGAGAAUCUGAGCCUCAGACUCGCUCCCCUGAGUUAACGCAUGAGAACCCUCUGGAGACCCGCAACAUCGCUUUCUUUUCCACCAACUGUGUCGAGGGCACGGCUCGUGGCAUCGUGAUCGGCACCGGCGACCGAACUGUGAUGGGCCGCAUCGCCACCCUGGCGUCUGAGCUGCAGGUGCGCCAGACGCCCAUCAGCAUCGAGAUCGAACAUUUCAUCCAAAUCAUCACCGGCGUGGCGGUUUUCCUGGGCGUGAGCUUCUUCAUCCUGUCGCUCAUCCUGGGCUACACCUGGCUGGAGGCCGUCAUCUUCCUCAUCGGCAUCAUCGUGGCCAACGUGCCUGAGGGCCUGCUGGCUACAGUCACGGUGUGCCUGACUCUCACUGCCAAGCGAAUGGCCAAGAAGAACUGCCUGGUGAAGAACCUGGAGGCCGUGGAGACCCUGGGCUCCACCUCCACCAUCUGCUCGGACAAGACGGGCACGCUGACCCAGAACCGCAUGACCGUGGCCCACAUGUGGUUUGACAACCAGAUCCACGAGGCAGACACCACCGAGGACCAGAGUGGUUCUGGUUUUGACAAGAGCUCUGGUACCUGGGCCUCCCUGUCUCGCGUGGCUGGUCUGUGCAACAGGGCCGUUUUCAAAUCCGGACAGGACGAACUCCCCAUCCUGAUGACAAACCUCUGGAUAUAACAACCUCUGGGAUUCUGCCACUUGAAUCUGUCUUCAUCCCAGUUUCCUCGAGGAUUCACCUUCGACGGCGAGGUCCCAAACUUCCCCACGGAGCAGCUCUGCUUUCUGGGUCUCAUCUCCAUGAUUGAUCCGCCCCGUGCCGCGGUGCCCGACGCUGUGGGCAAAUGCCGCUCUGCUGGCAUCAAGGUAAUUAUGGUAACUGGGGACCACCCUAUCACAGCCAAGGCCAUUGCCAAGGGGGUGGGCAUCAUCUCUGAGGGCAACGAGACGGUUGAGGAUAUCGCUGAGAGACUGAACAUCCCUCUGAGCCAAGUUAACCCCAGGGAUGCCAAGGCUUGUGUGGUGCACGGCUCAGACUUAAAGGACAUGAGCUGCGAGUACCUGGACGACCUGCUAAGGAACCACACUGAGAUUGUUUUCGCUCGCACCUCUCCUCAGCAGAAGCUCAUCAUCGUGGAGGGCUGCCAGAGACAGGGGGCAAUCGUGGCCGUGACGGGGGAUGGAGUGAACGACUCUCCAGCUUUGAAGAAGGCAGACAUCGGCGUUGCCAUGGGGAUCGCUGGUUCUGAUGUGUCCAAGCAGGCAGCUGACAUGAUCCUGCUGGAUGACAACUUUGCCUCCAUCGUUACGGGAGUGGAGGAGGGUCGUCUCAUCUUUGAUAACCUGAAGAAGUCCAUCGCUUACACGCUAACCAGCAACAUCCCAGAGAUCUCGCCCUUCCUCCUCUUCAUCAUCGCUAGUGUUCCUCUUCCUCUGGGAACUGUCACCAUCCUCUGCAUCGACCUGGGCACGGACAUGGUUCCUGCGAUCUCCUUGGCCUAUGAGACGGCCGAGAGCGACAUAAUGAAGCGGCAACCAAGAAACCCGAGAACAGACAACCUGGUCAAUGAACGUCUCAUCAGCAUGGCAUACGGACAGAUAGGUAUGAUCCAGGCUCUGGCCGGUUUUUUCACCUACUUUGUGAUCUUGGCUGAGAACGGCUUCCACCCGAGAGACCUGCUGGGCAUCCGCAUCAAAUGGGACGACCGUGAAUACAACGAGCUGGAGGACAGCUAUGGCCAGCAGUGGACCUAUGAGCAGAGGAAGAUCAUUGAAUUCACCUGCCACACAGCCUUCUUUUCCAGCAUUGUGGUUGUCCAGUGGGCCGAUCUGAUCAUCUGCAAGACCAGGAGGAAUUCCCUCUUUCAGCAGGGCAUGAAGAACCGGAUCCUGAUCUUCGGCCUGUUUGUGGAGACGGCCCUGGCUGCCUUCCUCUCCUACUGCCCGGGGAUGGACGUGGCCCUGCGCAUGUACCCCAUGAAGAUUCCCUGGUGGUUCUGUGCCUUCCCGUACAGCCUGCUCAUCUUUGUUUACGAUGAGGUCCGUAAAUUAAUUCUGCGGCGAGUCCCAGGAGGUUGGGUGGAGCAGGAGACGUAUUAUUAACAUUCGGAAAAUGUCAGUUUGCAUCGGUUUGUGUGUGUGUGUAUGUGUGCGUUUUACUUCCGGGCUUUGUGAGGGUAAGACUGCGAGUGUGUGUCUGUCAGAUGUAAUAUUGCAUGGAUCAGUUCACAAAUCUGAUUAUCAUAAAAUACUGCUGAAAAUAGGCUCGUGAGUUUUUCCCUCCCUCCUGUUUCAUCAGAAAACAUUUACAGCAGGAUGAUGUUCUCGUACACCUUUGUGCCUUGUGUGAACUCUUGCUCAAGUGAUGUAUUGUGGCUUUUCUGGGCGAAAAGAAACAACAAAUGAUUGAAAGUUUUAAAAUAAAAUGGAUUACAAUCCA